ACGUAAAUAAAGAACCAAGCAUUUUCUGGAAGUGUGCACUUCAGUCUCGCACGCAUCAUAUGUUAAGUGUCAGGGAUCCAGCCAGCUCUGUCCAGGCAUUAGCAGGCUAGAAAACAGGCCAACAAGCUGUAGAGCUAGAGUAAAAGCAAGCUGGAUUGAUUGUUUGCUUUGUUAUCAGUUAUCAGUUGAAAGCUAAAGUAGCCUGUAUCCUUAGUCCAGUCUGUCUGCUAAGAUGCUACAUUACAUCGACGUUUCUGUUACUGCCUGCUGCUGCUGCUGAUGGUGAUGCUGAUGGUGUUUCCCUCCUCACACCGUCUGUCACAUCCGUGUAUCUGUGGUGCUGUUUCCUGCUGCAGGAUGUGUGAUGAGGAGUUGAAUCCAGCUGCAGUAGCCCAGCCAGUAGAGGAUGUACAUGGAGAUGGACGGUGGAUGGCACAGCACACAAGAUUUGUGCAGGAGUGUAAAGAUGGUGAACCAGAUGUACUUUUCGUUGGUGAUUCAAUGUUUCAACUAAUGGAGCAGUAUGAGGUCUGGAAGGAGUUUUUCUCUCCUCUUCAUGCUCUAAACUUCAGCAUUGCAGGAGACACCACCUGUAAUGUGCUGUGGAGGCUUCAGAAUGGAGAGCUGGAGAACAUCGGUCCCAAGGUGGUGGUGUUGUGGGUGGGAACCAACAAUUAUGAACACACAGCAGAGCAGGUUGCAGGAGGAAUCCUAGCCAUUGCACAACUGCUCGCCUCCCACCUCCCAAAGGCAAAGAUAGUUGUACUGGGUUUGUUGCCUCGAGGGGAGCAUCCCAACCCUCUGCGUGUGAAGAAUGCUGCUGUGAACGGGUUCCUGCACUCCUGGCUGCCACGGCUGGGUCAGACUCAGCUCUUGGAUGUGGGCAGGGAGUUUGUUCACUCUGAUGGAACCAUCAUCCCUAGGCACAUGUUUGACUUUCUUCACCUGACAUCAACAGGUUACCUCACCGUGGCCAAGCCCCUCAGUGACCUGCUGCUCCAGAUCCUGGAUGAGACACCAGAGGAGCGACAGGCAUCACUGGUGUGAAUGAAGGCUAUGGCAGAGAGAGAGAGCAGCACGUUAAAACCAGAGGCUGCUGUGGGUGAAGAUGAGGGAAGUGGGAUGACAUUCAGGAGUGGAGAGAGGUGAGGAAAAGGGAGAGAGACCUCAUGACAGACAUAAAAUUAAACCAAAUCCUAAACACCUUAUUGUCCCCACAGGGAAAAUAUCUUUCGGCAACAGUAUUACAACUGCACAAUAUACAAGACAAGCAAAAAACAGCACAUAUGGUGCAUGUGGCUACAUUUUCUGAGUAUACACAAACUCAAUUAGUUUUGCUAUAUAUCUAUAUAUCAUUAUCAUUAUUAUUAGUAUAAUUAUCAUUAUAAUAUUAGUAUUAUUAAUAAAACAACAACAAUAAUAAUAACAAUAUAUUUUAGUUUUUGCUCUUGUCAGCAGUCGUAUAUUGUUUUAUUUGUGGCAACUGCUACAAUAUUAACACUGAUCCUAUUUUUGAUUCAGAUUUGAGUAGAUUUGAUUCACUCACUGCUCUUUUUUUCUUCUAUCCCUCUCUCUACCUGUAACUCACACAAAGAGUGAAACACAAUGACAUCAGACACUUUACAGAAAAAUAUAUAAUAUAAUUUUUUUUUAUAAUUUUGUUGUUAUGAACAGACUUGAAGUCAGUGUUUAUUGAGCAGGUGAAGCAAGAUCCAAUCUCAUGUGAUCACCGUAGAAGCAUCCAGGAUGCAUUUAUAUGUUAUGGUAACUUUUUCAAUUAAUUUCAAUUUUAUUUGUUUGGCGCCAAAUCACACCAUACAUUACCUCAAGGCACUGUACACAGUAAGGCAGAGACCUUUACAAUAUUAUAUAGAGAAACCCAGCAGUUCACGCAAUGUCCAAACACUAGGCAUUGGUGGAGAGAAAAAUCUCCCUUUUAACAGGAAGAAAUCUCACAAACUAGGGAGAGAAGAUUAAUGACAUACAGUGCUGCAAAAAAGUAUUUGCCCCCUUCCUGAUUUCUUAUUUUUUAGCAAGAUCAGAUGUGUAUAUCUUAGCAACAUCGUAACAGAUCGGGAUGAAUGUUGUCAUAAGAUAGUAAUAGCUAUAAGCAGUUAAAGUUCUAUACAGAUCAAAAGUUAAACAAUUCAUGUGUCGGUAUGUAAAACACAGGUGUGCUCUCUGAGUGCUCUUGUCUUUUGCUGGUUGUAGGCCAGCAGAGGGCACACACUGCUUACCUUAUACACACUCAAAUAUCCCUGUAACUGGCACAGACUCUCUCUCCCUCUCCCUCCUUGUCAUAUAAAUAUAAAGUGCAGAAGCUCAUUUUGAUCCUCACUUCCUUUUUAUGUCUGUCUCCGUUGUGUUCACAGAGACUCCAGCUUUUCCACACUGCAACCUGACAUUGUGUAGUUACGGAGUAAGUUUAGAAAGAAAAAAUAGCCACUUGGUUAUUAGAGGGAACACGGAAUAUUGUCAUGCUAAAUAAUCAAGAAAAAUCACACUUUGUAUGGAUAAGAAAUUGAAAUUAUACUGUUGUCUUGAGCUCUGCACAUUCAUGUGCAAUGUUGAAUAGAUAUAUUGAAUAUGUGUCUGUGUGCCUUAAGUGUUGAUGAAGACAGUAUGAUUGUGUAAGUGAGAUGUUUGUGUGUUUAGAAGUGAGUCCAGUUGUAUAUAAGAAGUGAAGCUUGAGAAACUGAGAUAUAUUGAAAGUUUUUUUGGUGCAAUACAGUGUUUGCACUACUUUGAUUCGCUGUCACAUUAUUGUGUCAAAGCAUUCCAAUAAUAAAAACAAAGAUCUGA
Molecule: messenger RNA, 2802 nt
Organism: Solea solea (common sole)
Lineage: Eukaryota; Metazoa; Chordata; Actinopteri; Pleuronectiformes; Soleidae
Gene: pafah1b2
Product: platelet-activating factor acetylhydrolase 1b, catalytic subunit 2
Exons: 5
Coding region: 280-1047 (255 amino acids)
Source: RefSeq, a predicted model, not a curated record